UCUGAAUCCCUUACCAAUUUGCGGUAGCGUUGACCCUUCAAUUGGCUGUUUCCCCAUGGACCCUCGAAGAAGUUUGCACAUGGUUUCAAGCCUCCGCCGGAACCGGAGGUCUCGCUCCAAUCAUGUCGAGGUAGCAGUUGACAGCCCCUGAGAUGGUCCAACAAUUGGGCCACCACGGUGUGCUGCCCAAGAACGCCUCAUGCGCUAUGCCAGAGAUGGCGGGAGGAGCCAAGGAAUGAGGGCCGACGAGUGGGCCUGUGGUCUACGAAGAAAUUAGCAAAAGACCCAGCAAGCACGGAACCUGCCUGGCUCGGCAAGGCCCCUUUCCUCCGCACCCGAUGUCGCUGCAGCAUGGCGCGGCAUUUGUCGUUGUAGUAGAUCCGGCCCAGCCUCCACGAUGCGUCUUUCUCUUCUUCGGCCGCUCGUGACUCUUCUUCCGUCAGGCGCACCACCAGAGCCAGACGCGAAGCAGCUCCUACCUCCUGCAGGCCACAACACCUGAACCCGGAGGGUGUGUAACCCCACGCUCUGCGGCUGAAGGCUGGAUUUGACGCCAUGGCUACCGAUCGGGAAGCACACAACGGCAACGUCGCUGCUGCUGAGGGGGGACAGGCUGUGGUUCCCUCGGAUUCGAACGGCAAAGCCGUAGUUGCUCAAGAUGAACCCCCGAUAACGGCCACCGGCCAGGCCUUUACCUUCCUCCACCUCCUCUUCCGCAGCAACCCGACAUGGCUCGACAUUGUCCUGCUAGUGGUCGGCACCUUCUCCGCCAUCGCGGCGGGCGUCCCCUUUCCCCUCGUCGGUGUCAUCCUCGGAGACAUGAUGGACCACCUCAACGAUUCGACCUGCGCCGCACGCGAUGGCGGAAACGCCUUCGCCAUCGAGCCCCUGGUGAAUGCAGCGGUGAUCCGCCUCGUUAUCAUUGCCGCGGCACAGUUUGUCCUAAUCUACAUCUACGCCGUCUGCUGGCGGCUGCAGAGCGGGCGUCUCACCCACCGCCUGCGCGACGCCUACUUUCGCUCCGUUCUUGCCCGCGAGCCCGCCUUCUUCGACAACCGCAGCGCCGGCGAGGUGUCGUCGCGCCUCAGCGCCGACUGCGCCGCCAUCCAGGCGGGCACGUCCGAGAAGGUUGGCACCGUGGUCGGCCAGAUAUCCUUCUUUGUGACCGCCUUCAUAGUCUCCUUUGUCCGGCUGCCUGUCCUUGCUGGCAUCAUGAGCUCGGUCCUGCCGGUAUUUCUGAUCACAUCCUGGCUCAGCGGAGGCUAUCUGGCCAAAUUCUCCGGGCUGGUGUCGGACGCAUCUGCCACGGCUGCCUCCAUCGCCUCCGAAGCGCUCAACAACGUCUCGGUUGUGCAGGCAUUUGGAGCCGGCCCAAGGCUGGAGGCCAAGUUUGCAGCUCAUAUGGCAUCUUCACGCGGUGCCGGUAUCAAAAAGGCAAUCACCGCAUCUUUCCAGGCUGGCUCCAUCUACUUCAUCAGCUACUGUGCCAACUCCCUGGCGUAUUGGCAAGGAAGUCGUAUGAUAGCCAGCUCAGCAAACAGUGGCGGUGGCACUAGCGUCGGUCAAGUUUUUACGGUUGUUUUUCUGGUCGUAGACGCCUGCAUCAUCCUUGGCGGUAUCGCCCCCAUGAUGCCCAUUUUCGCAGGCGCCUCCUCAGCCUACCUGCGCCUCAGGAAAGACAUGAACCAGCCGAGUUCCAUCGACGGUACCUCGGAUUCCGGUCACAAACUGUCCUAUGAUACCCCAGGAGCUGUCGAGUUUCGCGAGGUCUCCUUUUCGUACCCUUCAAGACCUGGUCAACUCGCCCUGAAGAAUGUGGACCUUCAGUUCCCGGCCGGGAAGCACACUGCGAUUGUUGGGCUAUCCGGUAGUGGUAAAUCCACCGUCGCUGCCCUGAUUGGACGCCUAUACGAUCCUCUCAGUGGCACCAUCACUCUUGAUGGCCAUCAUGUCCGCAGCCUCAACGUCGGAAAUUUGAGGAGCUUCAUCAGUCUUGUACAGCAGGAGGCGCCGCUGUUCGACCGUUCUGUACUCGAGAAUAUUGCGUUGGGACUUGUCAAUUCGCCCUUGCCCAGUCAUGAAAAGUUCAAAGUCAUCCUCAACGGGCCUUUCCUCUCUCAGCUUGUCGCGAAUGGCGACAAGAACGUCCUGGAGCUCGCCCGCGCGCGCGACCCGACCCUGGCCGAGCUGGUGGAGCUUGUUCAAUCCGCAGCAGAACUAGCCGACGCGUCCAACUUCAUCGACCGCUUCGACAACGGGUACAGCACCCAGGUCGGCGUGGGUGGUAAGCUGGUCAGCGGAGGGCAGCGUCAGCGGAUCGCGCUCGCAUGCGCUCUAAUCCGCGACCCGCGCGUCCUAGUGCUAGACGAGGCCACGGCCGCACUCGACUCUGCAAGCGAAAGGCGCAUCCAGGCAGCGGUCGAUCGCGUGGCUGCCGCGGGCGGCCGGACCGUCAUCUCAAUCGCGCACCGGCUGUCCACGAUUCGCAACGCUGAUUGCAUUGUGGUGAUGCGUGACGGAGAGGCCGUCGAGCGUGGACCAUAUGCGGAGCUGCUCGCUGCCGGCGGGGCGUUCGCCGCCAUGGUUAACCUGCAAGGAGUGAGCUCUGGCGACGACCGUGACAGUACGAUUUCCCGCGCGAGCACCUGCGCCAACGAGGGUGAAGCGCCUGACGCGGAUGUAAAGGCGUCUGGCCCUGCUAUUUCUAUUGAUGAAGAAAGCCCCGCACCAAAGUCUGGGAACCAAGGAGAAAAGAAGGAGGCGGAUGAGCCGACUGACCUAGACGCGAUAACGCCCUCGUCCGCCGUGGGUAAGGGGGUAGGAUGGCUGAUCCGUCCCAGCCUUGGGUGGCUUGUUCUGGGCGCCGUCUGCGCCGCCAUUGUCGGGUGCUCCUUCAGUGCCUCAGGUAUUCUUGUCGGGAACACACUCGCCUUGCUGAGUCCCUGCGUUUCCUCACCCGAGGGCGUCCUCCAAGUAGGUCGUCUCUUUGGAGGAUUGCUUUUCAUGAUGGCCUGGAUCGAACUUGUGGCCAAUGUCGGCAGCUGGAGCUCCUUUGGUGUCCUCUCCGAGAACAUCCUUUACAAGACCCGCGUCCUCGCCCUCCGCGCCUUGAUGAGCCAGACGGUUGAGUGGCAUCAGUCAGACGGCCGCAACCCAGCGACGUUGCUGUCAAUCAUCACCAAGGACGGCGCGGCGCUGCAGGGUUUCAGUGGCUCCAUCAUCGGAACGCUGCUGUCUAUUUUGGUCAACUUCCUGUUUGCCAUCAUCCUUUCCCACAUUCUCGCCUGGAAGAUUGCCCUUGUUUGCCUCGCUGCCGUCCCAAUCCUGUUGGGUGCAGGAAUCAUGCAGUUCCACGCCAUUGCGCGCUUCGACGAAAAGCACGAGAAAGCGUUUGCGCGGGCGGUCGGCAUCACUGUCGAGGCGGUCAACUCGAUGAAGACGGUCGCCUGCCUGUCGCUGGAGCAGGAGCUGAUAAGCAGCUACCGCCGCACUCUCAAGGCACCCCGGAGGGACAUCCUAGUCGCGAGCAUGUACACCAACAUUUGGAUGUCGGUUGCUCAAAGCACAGGCUUCUUCGUCAACGGGCUGGUUUAUUGGUGGGGUUCCCAGCUCAUCAUGCGCGGAGAAUACACGCAAAGCCAGUUCUUCACUGUCAACAUCGCGCUUCUCGUGAGCGCGAAUCUGUGGGGUCACACUUUUGCGCUAGCCCCUGAGAUUUCACGGGCUAAAACAUCAGCUUCACGUAUUCUCGGCAUCAUCGAGCUCAACCCGGACCGCGAGCUGUCUCCGCCGCCGAGCGCACGUGGUCCUGGCCCUGCCAGCGAAAAGCAAAAGCAGCCAGAUGUUGAGGCAGCGAGCAAUACCCCGACCUCGCCUUCGUCUCCGCUACUCCUUCCCGAUGGCGAAAGUCGCGGCGUUUCCAUCGCCUUCCGCGACGUCUGUUUCGCUUACCCUGCCAGACAGCACGUCCCGAUCCUGAACGAGAUGACCUUCACCGUCGCCCCAGGCCAAUUCAUCGGGCUCGUCGGGCCCUCGGGCGCAGGCAAGUCAACAAUCCUGGCCCUGAUGCAGCGCCUCUACGCCCCGACGUCCGGCACCAUCUCCAUUGAUGGCGUCGACCUGUCCUCCCCGGGCGGCGCGGCCGCCUUCCGCGACGACGUCGCCGUCGUGCCGCAGGACAACGCCCUCUUCGACGGCACGGUCCGCUUCAACGUCGGCCUCGGCGCGCGGCCGGGCCACGACGCCAGCGACGCCGAGAUCGAGGCGGCGUGCCGGCUCGCCAACCUUCACGACACCAUCACGAACACGCUGCCCGACGGCUACGACACCGAGUGCGGGCCCAACGGGUCCCGGCUGAGCGGCGGGCAGCGGCAGCGGCUGGCCAUCGCGCGCGCGCUCGUGCGCCGGCCCCGCCUCCUGCUGCUGGACGAGAGCACGAGCGCGCUCGACGCCGAGAGCGAGGCGGCGCUGCAGGAGGGGCUGGAGCGCGUGGCGAGGGGCAUCACCGUCGUGGCCAUCACGCACCGCCUGCACACGGUCCAGAAGGCCGACGUCAUCCUGGUCGUGCAGGGCGGCAGGGUCGCCGAGCGCGGCACCCACAGGGAGCUGAUGGAGCGCAGCGAGAGCUACCGCGUCAACGCCAUGCAGCAGAUGCUGAGAUAGGGGCCGUUGCCCGGCUGAUACUCGCAGUAGUUGACUUGCCAAUAGUAGGGAAGGGGAGCAGGCAUUCACUUUAGUGCUGUAUUUAAAGGACUUCAAGCACGCCGACUUUCCUUGAUUGCCUUCCAAAGCGGCUGUAAGCGGCCCUUUGCUUGGUAUCGUCAAGGAAAAUACGAAUGAUCCGAGUUUUGAGUCACAUUUACCCAUUUUCAACCUAGUAUUUCUAAUACAUGGGCCAUCCUUGUCCGUUUUGACGUAGGAGCCUUCCAUGUUUACCGCGAGGCCCGGGUGUGGCAUGACAUUUUGUCAAAUAUCAGCGGCUUUGGGCAGUCGGCCAGAACACGCGAUGGUAAACCGGAUGCAAGCUGAGAGUUCAGCAAUGUAUGAGCUGCAGAGCCUCCCCUGCGCUUGUUCAACGUGGAUAUUUGCCGAUCAUAUCCCGAACAAGCCGCCAAGCAAUUCAUACAGCACCGCAGCACGCUUUAUUGCCCCAGGAAGUCGGGGCUGCUUUCCAUCCUUGCCGAGAUGCUCGGUGAUCGGAUUCAGAAGACAGGCUACGCCUUCCUGCAAGUCGUCGGGGCUGUUGGGGUCCGGCUGCAUCUCCAUGCAGACAUUUGGAGCCUUUUUAGAAGGGCGGCUGGUGGUAUUGCUAUCGAUCCGAAUGAUAUAUUGAUGUGGCCAAGGCAAACCCCGCUUCCACAGGGCAAUGUAACCACACCCUCGUCUUUGGAUCUUGCGUAUAAUAGUGGUAGCUACCCUUUGUGACCAAGCAAAAAUGCCCUCCGCUUACAUACAGCUCAGCCGCAGUGACACCCCCGAAUAUGCAGCCAAGGUGUAUCGGGAACCUUAUCGGAGUCGCGCCGUUACCGCACAGGGCACUUCUUGGAGCCAACCGCACAGCAGGGAGAAGAUGUAUAUAUUAACAGAGACGGGUAUGCAGCCGCAAUAUCGUUCCCUAGUGCUUACUUUAUUGGAAUCUUGGCGACCUGCGCCUGGGAAGUCCAGGCUGGACAUACCUUAUUUUUUUAACAGGCAUCGUAGGAGUGAUAGGAUGGCGCAGUACCCUGACAGCUUCCAUAGCCUAUCUACUGCUUACACCCUUUGUUUAACGUCGGUUUCGUGGUCACUAGACAAGUAUACACAGCCAAC
Messenger RNA from Gaeumannomyces tritici R3-111a-1, 5808 nucleotides. RefSeq names its product leptomycin B resistance protein pmd1. Gene Ontology annotation, molecular function: ATP hydrolysis activity; ATP binding; ABC-type transporter activity. The transcript has 3 exons. Bases 556 to 4662 code for a protein of 1368 amino acids. Gene Ontology annotation, cellular component: membrane. The record is from RefSeq and is a predicted model, not a curated record. Gene Ontology annotation, biological process: transmembrane transport. NCBI's taxonomy places the organism in Eukaryota, Fungi, Ascomycota, Sordariomycetes, Magnaporthales, Magnaporthaceae.